UCGAAGCCGGCCGGCAUUUUCCUCUGUUUCGCUUGUUGUUCAGUUCGUCAUCCGCAUUCGAGUGAUGCAGUUCAGUUCGAUUGUGAGUUUUGGAGAUAACUCAUUACAAGUUCAAGGUUAAGGCAUUUAUUUGAAGAGAAAAAAAUAUACAAGUUCAGAAAGUAUUAUCAAAGAGUAAAAUUCUGUGGUUUAAAGCUUGAGAUAACACACUUGUAAAUAAAUCCAGAGUUAAAGCAUCAGUAACAAACCAGCGAAUAAACCAACGGACAAUGACGGCCGACCGCAAGCUGGACGUGAUCAUAUUCGGCGCCAGUGGAUUCACUGGCAAGUACACUAUCUACGAAGGAAUUAAAAUUCUGGAAGGACUGAAAUGGGGCAUCGCCGGUCGCAACAAGGAUAAACUGGCCACGGUACUUCAAGAGGUAGAAAAGAAAGCAGACAAAGAUCUUUCGGAAACACCGAUUAUAAUCGCUGAUGUAAAAGAUCCGGAAUCGUUGAAGAAAAUGGCCGAACAGUGCAAAAUUGUAGUCAACUGUUGUGGGCCGUACCGGUUCUAUGGUGAACCGGUAGUGAAAGCGUGCAUUGAAGCUGGCACCCAUCAUGUGGAUGUUAGCGGAGAGCCACAAUACAUGGAACGAAUGCAGCUACAAUAUAAUAAACAGGCCCAGGAAAAAGGAGUUUACAUCGUAUCCGCCUGUGGUUUUGAUAGCAUUCCAGCUGAUAUGGGAACGGUGUUCCUGGAAAAGGAAUUCGACGGUGUGGUUAAUUCGGUUGAAACAUUCCUGGAGACAACAAACAAAACAAAAUCAGGUGGUGCAGUCAUUCACUAUGGAACGUGGGAGUCUGCCAUCUAUGGGCUAGCCCAUGCCAAUGAACUUAGAGAAAUACGAAGCCAGCUAUACCCAGCAAGAGUGCCGAAUUUUCAACCAAGAUUGAAGAGCAGACCAGUGGUACACAAAGCCAGAUUCAUGAACAAUCGAUGGUGUCUUCCUUUCCCGGGAUCCGAUCGAUCGGUGGUGUUAAGGUCGCAGCGAUACUUUUACGACAACGAUAAGAAACGACCGGUUCAAAUGAAAGCAUAUGUAGCCUUCCAAUCUUUCAUCGAAGUACUAGGUGUAUUACUCGUGGGAGCCGUAUUUGCCAUCAUGACUCGGUUCAAGCUUGGUAGACAGCUAUUACUGAAAUAUCCGCGUUUCUUUUCGGCGGGAUUCAUUUCACAUGAAGGCCCAUCGGAGGAGAUGAUGAAGAACACCGAGUUUGCAAUCUACUUCAAAGGCGAAGGCUGGAAUAAAGACGAAGCAAUGCUGGAACCGUCCGAUCAGUUUAAGGCUGCACCUAAUCAGAAGAUCAAGGUCAAGGUUUCGGGAACCAAUCCCGGAUACGGGGCGACCUGUGUGGCGCUACUAUUGUCCGCCACAACCAUACUGAAGCAGAGCGAUAAGAUGCCAUCGACGGGAGGUGUUUUUCCACCUGGAGCUGCUUACUCUAAAACCAAUCUGAUUGAAGAACUAAGCAAGAAUGGCUUCAAGUUUGAAGUGCUUAAAUGAGCGGCUGCGUGGUUACCCAUUGCUUGAGGACGAUUGUGCAUGGGAUAAAAUACGUUGAAGUCGUAUUUUUUGCAAAAAAAAUCGCUAAAUGUUACUAGCAAGACUUUUCUAAUUAUUACUAAUACAAGCACAACAUAUUUCUAUUUAUUCGGGAUAAAAUAUUCAUUAAACUUGUAUUUUUUUGUUUCUAUCACUUUUUCGGUGAGAAAUAUAUUUGAUAAUAGUAAUUAC
Sabethes cyaneus is the source of this 1778-nucleotide messenger RNA. Its product is annotated as saccharopine dehydrogenase-like oxidoreductase. NCBI's taxonomy places the organism in Eukaryota, Metazoa, Arthropoda, Insecta, Diptera, Culicidae. Gene Ontology annotation, cellular component: mitochondrion; lipid droplet; plasma membrane. The record is from RefSeq and is a predicted model, not a curated record. The transcript is spliced from 5 exons. Gene Ontology annotation, biological process: glycolipid biosynthetic process. Bases 270 to 1547 code for a protein of 425 amino acids.